Messenger RNA from Tripterygium wilfordii, 1477 nucleotides. RefSeq names its product pirin-like protein. The record is from RefSeq and is a predicted model, not a curated record. NCBI's taxonomy places the organism in Eukaryota, Viridiplantae, Streptophyta, Magnoliopsida, Celastrales, Celastraceae. The transcript has 7 exons. Bases 63 to 1040 code for a protein of 325 amino acids.
CCAAUCUCUCUCUAUAUAUGUAGAGAGACAGGUUACAGGUAUAUUAAAGUGUACACAAAUAUAUGAUCGUACCUGGGUGCCGUCGAAGGUUUCUGUUCAAAUUAAACCCAAAAACCACCAAGAAAAUCAGUGCCCCUUACUUUGUCAGAAACACCAUGUCUGAGUCUGAUCAAGACCCAGGUUUCACCAGACCAAGAUUGGUGGCUAAGAAAGUUUUGGCCAAGCUUCAACAUGAGGGUGAUGGUGCUGUUGUUAGGAGAGGCAUCGGAAGGACUGAAUUGAGGCGCUUGGAUCCUUUUCUUAUGUUGGAUGAUUUUUCAGUGUCCCCUCCAGCAGGAUUUCCUGAUCAUCCUCACAGAGGUUUUGAGACUGUUACAUACAUGUUGCAGGGAGGCAUCACUCACCAAGAUUUUGGAGGACAUAAGGGCACAAUCUAUGCUGGAGAGGUGCAGUGGAUGACUGCAGGAAGAGGCAUAAUCCACUCGGAGAUGCCCGCAGGAGAAGGUGUUCAAAGGGGUUUGCAGCUUUGGAUCAAUCUAUCUUCUGCAGAUAAAAUGAUUGAGCCAAGGUAUCAAGAGCUUUCAAGAGAGGACAUAAAACGAGCGGAGAAAGAUGGAGUUGAAGUGAAAGUAAUCGCAGGUGAAUCAAUGGGAGUCAGAUCCCCUGUCUAUACACAAACUCCUACAAUGUAUCUCGAUUUUGCGUUGAAACCGCGAGCACAAAUGCACCAGAGUAUCCAGGAAUCAUGGAACGCAUUUGUGUACAUUAUUGAAGGGGAGGGCGUGUUUGGCAUUCCAAACUCUUCACCUGUAUCGGCUCACCAUGUCCUGGUUUUGAGUCCUGGAGAUGGUCUAAGUGUGUGGAAUAAGUCUUCAAAGCCAUUGAGGUUUGCCCUAGUAGGAGGACAGCCUCUCAAUGAACCAGUGGUUCAGUAUGGACCUUUUGUAAUGAACACUCAGGCUGAAAUCGAUCAGACUAUCGAGGACUACCACCACAGUAAAAACGGGUUUGAAAAGGCCAAGUACUGGAGAUCUCAGUGAGGCAGAAGAAUGUUGAAGCAUCUCAUUUUAAACCAGGAAAAAAAAAACAUUCCAAGUACAACGAUUCAGUAGAAAUAAAGAACAAUACCUCCAUUUACACACAGCAACCAAUGGAGCAAAAGCUUCUAGAAAGAUUCAUCGUGCCAUUAGAUGAGUGACUAUUGUCGUCAUGGGCCAGCCUAUCUCCAUCUCCAUUGAUCACUAUGUUUAAUCCUUUUUAAAGACAAUUUGUGGUACCUAAUGAUUAGGAUUUGAAUUUAUAUUUUUCUUUUCCCUAUUUGAGAUUGUUUUGGUGAUUUUUUUUUUCUUUUUGGUAUUGGGUAUUGAUGUUGGUGGAAAUGGUGGUAGGAUUUCCUUUUCGUGUGAGUUGGAUUCUCAAACUCAUAUCUACUACAUCAACAAAUAAGACCCAUUUUAUCUAGAAGGCAAUUGCUGGA